Messenger RNA from Alosa sapidissima (American shad), 5088 nucleotides. RefSeq names its product aminopeptidase puromycin sensitive (gene npepps). The transcript has 23 exons. The record is from RefSeq and is a predicted model, not a curated record. Lineage: Eukaryota; Metazoa; Chordata; Actinopteri; Clupeiformes; Clupeidae. The coding region runs from base 79 to 2892 and encodes 937 amino acids. Gene Ontology annotation, cellular component: cytoplasm. Gene Ontology annotation, biological process: peptide catabolic process; proteolysis. Gene Ontology annotation, molecular function: peptide binding; zinc ion binding; metalloaminopeptidase activity.
CACACAUCUAGUUGUUUCGGUGGAACUGAAGUGAGAGGGGUGGACGGAUAGUUAGCUAGCAGCAUUACAGAAGAUUUUAUGUUGCUGCUUCUGAGCCGUCAGGUCUCGCUGUCAUUCGUUAAGCAAGUCAUUCCCCGAAGUCCGGUUUUGUUUUCGAAGCCUGCAUCACUUAACUUAAGAACAUUCAAAUUCAAAGUGACAUUCAGCACCGUUUUUGCAAACGCUACCAUCCAAAAUAUAAUCACUAUGCCUGAGAGGAGGCCUUUCGUACGGUUGCCCACUGACGUCUACCCUGUCAACUAUGGGUUAUGUUUGAAGCCCGACUUAAUCGACUUCACUUUCGAGGGCAAGUUGGAUGCGCGAAUUGAGGUCGUACAAGGAACAAAUCAGAUUGUGAUGAACUGCGCAGACAUCGACAUCAUCACAGCGUCUUUCGCGCCCGAAGGAGGUGAAGAAAUAAGCGCCACAGGGUUCAACUACCAGAACGAGGAUGAGAAAGUCACGUUGUCGUUCCCCAGGGUUCUCCAGAAAGGGUCGGGUUCAUUGAAGAUUGACUUCGUUGGGGAGCUCAACGACAAAAUGAAAGGCUUCUACAGGAGUAAAUAUGCAAGUGCGUCAGGAGAAAUCCGCUAUGCUGCCGUAACACAGUUUGAGGCCACGGAUGCCCGCCGAGCCUUUCCCUGCUGGGACGAACCCGCCAUCAAAGCCACCUUCGACAUCAGCCUGAUCGUUCCCAAGGACCGAGUAGCCUUGUCAAAUAUGAAUGUCAUUGAUCGAAAGCCAUAUCCAGAAGAUGACAGCCUUGUAGAGGUGAAGUUCGCCACCACACCCAUCAUGUCCACGUACCUCGUGGCGUUUGUCAUCGGCGAGUACGACUUUGUGGAGAGCCAGUCGUCGGACGGCAUCAUGGUGCGCGUCUAUACACCUGUGGGGAAGGCGGAGCAAGGGAAAUUUGCACUGGAGGUUGCUACAAAGACCUUACCCUUCUACAAAGACUACUUCAAUGUUCCUUAUCCGUUGCCUAAAAUCGAUCUUAUAGCUAUUGCUGAUUUUGCUGCUGGUGCCAUGGAAAACUGGGGCCUUGUUACUUACAGGGAGACGGCUCUGCUGAUUGACCCGAAGAACUCGUGUUCGUCCUCACGGCAGUGGGUGGCGCUGGUGGUGGGGCACGAGCUGGCACAUCAGUGGUUCGGCAACCUGGUGACCAUGGAAUGGUGGACCCAUUUGUGGCUUAAUGAGGGCUUUGCGUCAUGGAUUGAGUACCUGUGCGUGGACCACUGUUUCCCAGAGUACGACAUCUGGACGCAGUUUGUGUCAGCUGAUUACACGCGGGCGCUGGACUUGGAUGCACUUGACAACAGCCACCCCAUAGAGGUGAAUGUGGGGCACCCCUCAGAGGUUGACGAGAUCUUCGAUGCCAUAUCCUACAGUAAAGGCGCUUCCGUUAUCAGAAUGCUGCACAACUACAUAGGAGAUGAGGAUUUUAGGAAAGGAAUGAAUGCUUACCUUUUGAAGUUUCAACAUAAAAAUGCAUCUACAGAGGACCUGUGGGACUGUUUGGAGCAGGCCAGUGGGAAGCCCAUAGCUGCGGUCAUGAACUCCUGGACCAAGCAAAUGGGCUUCCCCAUCAUCGUAGUGGACCAGGAACAGCAAGGGGAGGAUCGUGUGCUCAAGAUCUCUCAGAAGAAGUUCUGCGCUAGUGGACCACACAACGGAGAGGAUUGCCCCAGUUGGAUGGUUCCUAUCAGUAUUUGUUCGAGUGAGGACCCUGCCUGCACCAAGAUGAAAGUGCUCCUGGACCAACCCGAAACCACAGUCACCGUUCCCAACAUCAGCCCUGAGCAGUGGGUUAAGAUUAACCCAGGCACAGUGGGCUUCUACCGUAUCCAGUACAGCUCGGCCAUGUUGGAGAGCCUGCUGCCGGGCGUCCGAGACCUCACCUUGCUGCCUGUGGACCGACUGGGCCUCCAGAACGACCUCUUCUCUCUGGCACGGGCCGGCAUGAUCAGCACGGUGGAGGUGCUGAAGCUGAUGGAGGCCUUUGUGAAUGAGCCCAACUACACGGUGUGGAGCGACCUGAGCUGCAACCUGGGCGUGCUCUCCUCGCUCCUCUCCCACACCGACUACCACGAGGACAUCCAGGAGUUCAUCCGCGACCUCUUCACCCCCAUCGGCCUCAAGCUGGGCUGGGACAGCAAGCCGGGCGAAGGUGGGCCUCAAGGGCCAGGGUCUGGCCACCUGGAUGCUCUGUUGCGGGGUCUGGUUCUGGGUAAGCUUGGGAAGGCGGGCCAUAAGCCCACGCUGGAGGAGGCCCGCCGGAGGUUUAAGGACCAUGUGGAGGGCAAGCAGAUCCUCUCGGCAGACCUCAGGAGCCCAGUAUAUCUUACAGUCCUUAAGCAUGGAGACAGUACAACGCUGGACACAAUGUUUAAGCUCCAUAAGCAGGCGGACAUGCAGGAGGAGAAGAAUCGUAUCGAGCGGGUGCUGGGGGCCAUCUCUGCUCCCGAUCUCAUCCAGAGGGUCCUGACCUUUGCCCUCUCGGAGGAGGUGCGUCCUCAGGACACGGUGUCUGUGAUCGGGGGCGUGGCGGGCAGCAGCAAGCACGGCCGGAAAGCAGCGUGGAAGUUCGUGAAGGACAACUGGGAGGAGCUUCACAACCGGUACCAGGGCGGCUUCCUCAUAUCACGACUCAUCAAGCUCACUGUGGAUGGAUUUGCGGUGGACAAAAUGGCUGCAGAGGUGAAGAGCUUCUUUGAGAGCCACCACGCGCCGGCAGCAGAGCGCACGGUACAGCAGUGCUGCGAGAACAUUCUCCUGAACGCUGCGUGGCUUAAGCGUGACGCCGAGGACAUCCACCAGUACUUUCUGCAGCGCAAGGCCCCGCCCGUCUGACCCCUGACCCCAUCCUCCAUCCUGCUCCUCCCACUUCAGACCUCCCAGCAGUGAUUGCUGCCUCUCUCCGCCAGCCCAUCCACUAACACUGGAGGCCCAGCAAACUAUACAAACAAGAAACUGGGCUUCUUUUUUGUAAAAUCAACCAAGCGGCAGACAACAAGAAGAUGAAAAGAAGAAUUAAAAAAAAAAAAAAAAAACUAGUCUUGAAGAUAACAAUCAAUAUUGAUAAUUGUGCAACCAUUUCCAUUUUAGUGUUUCAAGAUAAACUUCAAAACCUACCAAAUUCGCUCUAGUCUUGACGAGGAAUGUAGUGAGCCGCAUUCUGCCCUUCUGAGAUUGAAAAGGAAUUGUUGGAUUCUCCAGCUGAUUUAAGAAUAUCACCACACACACACACACACACACACACACACACACACACACUGCACACACACUGCACACGCACAGCACAUGCACAGCACACGCGCACACACUGCACACAUGCAUUAUAGAGGCUUUGUCUUUCAUGCAAUUUCUAUAUACUUGCACACAGUUGUACAACAAAUGUGAAUUGCUUUUUUUGUCUAUUUGUACCUUCAGUCCAUCCUUAAAAAAAAAAAGAGAGACACAGCACUUCUCCAAGGUUAGAUGUUUUUAUGUUUUUAUUGUUCAAUGUUUGUUUUCUGCACAGACAGAGUUACUUCCUGCAUUUUCCUCACUUCCCGAUACAAGUUGCGUUUUGUAAAGCAUAUCUUCACACAGGAUGGAGACGUGGGAAACGACACAAAGGUGAAAAGCGUGCGGGCAGAAUGGGGCCAGAUGGUUUGGCGUCCGAUGGUAUUGUGGACUUAACGGCAACGACACUGAUCUCCAUCGCUAAUAACGGUUAGCAGCAACCGAUCAGAGCUAGCAUGGUACUGUAUGUUAUUGUAUGACGCGAGUCUUGUCACCCCUCCCCCCUCCCACCCUCACCCCACUCCCCCUUCACUCACCUCUAUGAAUGAUCUUGACAAGAGAUGUACCUGGUUCAUAUAUGGUUUCUUGUAUACUUUUACUCCCUGAGAGAAAAACAAACAUUACCACUUGUCCCAUUACACUCACCACACACAACCUGUUGCUACAGUCCAUCUGGGGACUAAAGAAUGGUUGAAAGGAAUGAGAAAGGAUAAAGAAAAGGCAAAAGCAAACAAAGCAAACUACAUAUCCAAGCAUCUAUAUAUGUCUGACACAGUAAACAGAAAGAAAGCUUUUUGAAGAAAAACUUUUUAUAAAGUAUAUAUUCAGUGAUUAAUCUUGUGUAAAUUGUAUGGGAGUACAAAUAGGGAAAUUGUGGGCCUGUAGGAUUAAUUUACUUGAGAAUCUAGUGAUAUUUUGGCCCAUUUUGAAAUAUUGAAGUGAAGUGAUUAUUUACACCUUGUACUUUUAAGGCCUUAAAAUUGGUUUUGAGGAAAAAGAAAAGUUUGCAAUAACUAUUCAAAGUGGUUAAUUGUAGCCUAUCUCCACCAAGUGUUUAAGUGUCAUGGGAUUCCACAUAGCCUUGUCGAACAGAUAUAUCUGUCUAUAGAAUUUACUAUUUGAUGUGGCUUUGAACCUUAAAGGUGAUCAUUCAAUCAAUUGACAGUCUUUCCCAGAAACAUUUGUUGUGCUUUUGUUAAAAAAGAAAUGCAGUUGGUGUUCAUUAAAAGUAAAAAAGAAAAAAAUGAUUAAAAAAUGAUGUUAAAUUAGUACCGUUGAUUUUAUGUGUGAGGUGUGAAAGUGCAUGCCUGAAAUCAAGUUUUUGAUAUAUAAGUUAACAGUUGCUAAUCUGGUUCAAUUGUUUUCUAUGAUCAUUCACAAUGAGCAAUUCACCAUUCAGCAUUGAUGGUGAGAUUCAUUUAGUACAAAUAAAAUGCUGUAUCAAACGUUCAUACAAUACUUAACAAUAUAAUACAUCUGUAGAUAAAUACAUUAUAUGAUGUAGGUUAUCGGGGGGGGGGGUGGGGGGGGAUGUUGUUUAUUUGAUCUGAAGAUGGAGACUGGGGUACUGUUGAAAUAGCCCAAAGGGAUGUAACACUGUAAAGUAAAAAAAAAAAAGGAUUUUUUUGUUUUCGUUUUUGUUUUCACAUGUAUGCUCUUAUUCAGAAGCUCUGCUGAUGAUGUUCUAUGCUUUGUGGUAGCGACCAGAAAGAGUCGAGGAUCUGUCGAUCUGAUUUGAAUAUCAAAACUAUUCAAACAUCA